Messenger RNA from Vicia villosa (hairy vetch), 2793 nucleotides. RefSeq lists its product as uncharacterized. The record is from RefSeq and is a predicted model, not a curated record. Lineage: Eukaryota; Viridiplantae; Streptophyta; Magnoliopsida; Fabales; Fabaceae. Bases 1 to 2793 code for a protein of 930 amino acids. The transcript is spliced from 5 exons.
AUGGCGGAAAACACGCGUAUGAAAGGGUUGGAGGCUGCCAUUAACAACAUCAAUGCUACGAUGCAGAAAAUGAUGGAGGAUGCCGACACUCGUCAUAACACCUAUAUGCAAGCUUGUCACACUGAUGCGGCACGGUUAGAUCAAUUAGAAGUUCAACUCAGCACUCUCCAACUCACCUCCGCUUUUAAUGAGCAAUUCUUUGAUUACUACUCUACGUCGGACAACCACCGCCUUACCAUCGCCGCCGUUCACAUGGAAAAGGACGUUGUUCCUUGGUUCCAGAUGAUGACUCGUAACAACCCUUUUCAGUCAUGGGCUUCCUUUACACAUGCUUUAGAACUUGAAUAUGGACCUUCUCCUUACGAAUCUCCCCGACCUGCUCUGUUCAAACUUAAUCAAACAACCACCGUCAGUGAUUUUUACACUAUUUUCACGUCUCUUGCUAACCGCAGCCAUGGACUUAGCCCUGAUGCUGUUUUGGACUAUUUUAUUAGUGGCCUCAAGCCUGAUAUUCGCAGAGAUGUCGUAGCCCAAAACCCUCUCUCACUCUCUAAAGCCUUUUCCCUUGCCAAAUUAUUUGAGGAAAAAUAUAACCCUACCAAGCCCAAUAACCAGCCCAGUAGACCAUACUCAUACACCAACCCCAACACUGCAAACCGAAACACAACCCCACUUAUACCCACACCUUCAACCCGACCCAAUUCACAUAUUCACAACCCAUGGCCACGUCCUGUUCGUAGCAUUACUUCUGCUGAGAUUCAACUCCGACGAGAUAAAGGGUUAUGUUUCUACUUUGAUGAAACCGAUAAUGCUUCGCUUGAAAAUGACCCACCGGAUCAGACUGAAAUUACUCCGGUAACGGAAGACGACACUGAACAUCACUUAUCUUUCAAUGCUCUCAAAGGUUCUCAUGGGGCUGGUACUCUACGUUUUCAAGGUCAGAUUCAAGGAAUUCAAAUUCAAGUUUUGUUGGAUAGUGAAAGUUCUGAUAACUUCCUUCAGCCACGCAUCGCACAUUGCCUGAAAAUUCCAAUUCAAGACGCACCCCGAUUUCAGGUUUUGGUUGGUAACGGAAGCACUCUCACUACUACAGGUUUAAUACCCGACCUCCCCGUUACAAUUCAAGGUCAUACACUUCACCUUCCUGUUUACUUGCUUCCAAUCACUGGUGCUGAUUUGGUUUUGGGAGCCCCUUGGCUCAAAACUCUGGGACCUCAUGUGUCGGACUAUGAUGCUCUUUCCAUCAAGUUUUACUUAAACAACAAAUUCAUCACUCUCAUUGGCUACUCUUCAAAAGAACUAGGUCAGGCCCAAUUUCACCACAUCCGUAGGUUGCAUCAUACUCACUCUAUUGAUGCAUCUUACACUCUCCAGUUCCAUUCUCUCUCGGAACAUAAAGCUGAUGAUGUUCUUGAUGCAUUACCGGAGGAUUUGGCUGCUUUACUACACUCUUAUUGGAAUGUGUUUGAUGAACCAACAGGGUUACCACCUCCACGGGUUCAGGAUCAUUCUAUUCCCAUACUCUCUGGUAGAAAUCCUGUUAAGGAUAGUUUUCCAAUUCCGACGGUUGAUGAGCUACUUGACGAAUUAUUUGGAGCUUCCUAUUUUUCCAAAUUAGAUUUACGGUCGGGUUAUCAUCAAAUUCUUGCUACUCCUGAAGAUAGGCAUAAGACGGCAUUUCGAACUCACCAAGGGUUGUAUGAAUGGCUUGUUAUGCCAUUUGGACUUUCUAAUGCCCCUGCUUCAUUCCAAAGUCUCAUGAACUCUGUUUUUCAGGAGCAGCUCCGCAAAUAUGUGUUGGUUUUCUUCGACGACAUUCUUGUGUAUAGCCCAACUUGGUCCUCUCACUUGGAGCAUUUAGAGGUGGUUCUCAAAUUGUUGCAACAACAUGUUCUAUUUGCCAAAUUUUCAAAGUGUUGUUUUGGCUGCACCACUGUGGAUUACUUGGGACAUACGAUCUCCAGUCAAGGCGUAGAGAUGGAUAAAUCCAAAAUUCAGGCUGUCAUGGAAUGGAAAAUUCCAACUACUCUCAAGCAACUACGGGGCUUCUUGGGAUUAUCGGGUUAUUACCGGCGAUUUAUAAAAAACUAUGCUGAUAUUGCUGCUCCACUUACUUCUUUAUUAAAGAAGGAUGCUUUCCAAUGGACUCAAGAGACGACCAAGGCUUUCAAUAGUCUCAAGCAUGCAAUUACACAAGCACCGGUGCUCUCCCUCCCUGAUUUUACUAUACCUUUCACCUUGGAAACGGAUGCUUCCGAAACUGGAAUAGGGGGUGUCCUUAGCCAAGCUCGCCAUCCUAUUGCAUAUUUCUCCAAAAAAAUGUGCCCCAGGAUGCAAAAGCAAUCAGCAUACUCCAUUAAUACUCCGGAACAACAACAUUGGCUCCACAAAUUUCUCGGGUAUGAUUUUACUAUUGAGUAUAAGCCCGACGAAGACAACAAAGCAGCUGAUAGCCUUUCUCGUUCAUUCUGUUUCGCCAUGUCUAUCCCUAUGCCACCUUUGAUCUCUUUGAUUCAUCAAGCUGUCAAUGAUGACCCUCACUUGGCUGACAUCCGCAAUCAAUGUUUGUUAGGUACUUGCACUGCACCUCAUUAUCAUGUUAAGCAUGAUAUGCUAUUUUGGAAAAACAGACUAGUGAUUCCCCAAACUCCUGAACUGAUCCAACUCAUUCUCAAAGAGUUUCACUCUUCCCCUUUGGGUGGUCAAGCUGGUGUUACAAGAACAAAAGCUAGAACUGCUACCCAGUUUUUUUGGUCUACUAUGACAAAAGAUAUUAAGGAGUUUGUGUCUUAA